This is a messenger RNA of Helicoverpa armigera (cotton bollworm), 2389 nucleotides long. RefSeq names its product ATP-dependent RNA helicase abstrakt (gene abs). Lineage: Eukaryota; Metazoa; Arthropoda; Insecta; Lepidoptera; Noctuidae. The record is from RefSeq and is a predicted model, not a curated record. Gene Ontology annotation, biological process: mRNA splicing, via spliceosome. Gene Ontology annotation, cellular component: spliceosomal complex. Gene Ontology annotation, molecular function: ATP binding; RNA binding; RNA helicase activity. The coding region runs from base 105 to 1964 and encodes 619 amino acids. The transcript is spliced from 12 exons.
AAACUAUUUUCUAUAAUCUGUGGUUAAUAUUUACCAAUUUCGUGUUGUUUACUUAAUUUUGCAAAACAUUGAAUUAUUUUGAAAUUUAGCGAUAAAAAACAAAAAUGGAAGACAAAAAACUCGAUCCUCCGCCUGUUAAACGGUACAGACGUGAGGAAAAGUCGUCAGAAUCGGAGGAAGAUCUAGAUAAUUAUGAACCUUAUGUUCCGGUGAAAGAACGGAAAAAACAGCAAUUAAUGAAGUUAGGAAGGCUUGGGCAGGUCGCUGCUGAGGCUGCUGCUGAACCUAAGAGCUCGAGUGACAAUGACCCGGACGAUGAAACAUCGCAAGAAGAAUGGGGUCGUCGUUACAACGUCUCACUUCUCGACCAGCACAGUGAACUGAAGCGGCUAGCUGAAGCCCGAGCGCUCUCCGCAGCCGAGAGACAGGCGAGGGAGGAGCAGCAUAUCUUGGAGAGUGUGGCGCAGAGCAAAGCUUUGAUGGGUGUCGCUGAGCUGGCUAAAGGUAUCCAAUACGAGGAUCCUAUCAAGACCUCAUGGAAACCACCGCGCUGUAUCCUGGAGCUGCCUGAAGAGAGACACGAGAGGGUACGGAGACAGCUCAGGAUAUUGGUGGAAGGGGAGGAUGUACCGCCUCCUAUUAAGACGUUUCAGCAUAUGAAGUUUCCUAAAGGUAUCCUCCGAGGUCUAGAAGCGAAGGGCAUCAAGAAGCCCACUCCUAUCCAGGUGCAGGGUAUCCCCGCAGUGCUGAGCGGCCGGGAUAUGAUAGGCAUCGCCUUCACCGGCUCCGGGAAGACGCUGGUCUUCACGCUACCCAUCAUCAUGAUGUGCUUGGAGCAGGAGAUUAAGAUGCCUUUUAUUAAAAACGAAGGUCCAUACGGCCUUAUAAUAUGUCCGUCGCGAGAAUUGGCGAAGCAAACACACGACAUUAUACAACAUUUUGUGAAGCAACUGAAAAUGUGUGGCAACCCGGAGAUCAGAAGCUGUUUGGCUAUCGGAGGUGUGGCGGUAUCAGAAUGUAUGGAGGUGGUACAGCGAGGAGUGCAUAUCAUGGUGGCAACUCCUGGGAGACUGAUGGACAUGCUCGAUAAGAAGAUGGUACGUCUAAACGUCUGUCGCUACCUCUGCAUGGAUGAAGCCGACAGAAUGAUAGACAUGGGCUUCGAGGAAGACGUCAGAACCAUAUUCUCGUACUUCGCGGGCCAGCGUCAGACUUUGCUGUUCAGCGCUACCAUGCCACGGAAGAUUCAGAAUUUUGCCAGGUCAGCCCUAGUAAAGCCGGUGACAGUCAACGUGGGUCGCGCCGGUGCUGCCUCCCUCAACGUGCGACAAGAAUUGGAACCAGUUAAAGCAGAAGCUAGGACGGUACAUUUAUUGCAGUGUUUGCAAAAGACGCCGCCUCCUGUGUUGGUGUUCGCUGAGAGGAAACAGGAUGUGGAUGCUAUUCAUGAGUAUUUGUUGUUGAAAGGAGUGGAAGCAGUAGCUAUCCACGGCGGCAAAGACCAAGAGGAACGGUCUCGAGCCGUCGAGGCGUUCCGACGCGGAGAAAAAGAUGUGCUGGUAGCUACCGAUGUCGCUAGUAAAGGUCUCGACUUCGCAAACAUCCAACACGUUAUAAACUACGACAUGCCAGAAGACAUAGAGAACUACGUGCAUCGCAUCGGUCGUACCGGUCGCGCGGGCGGCGAGGGAGUCGCUACUACGCUGCUGGGAAGAGCUGCUGACGACAGUGUGCUUAGAGAUCUGGCGCAUCUACUCAGAGAGGCACAGCAGAAGGUGCCAUCGUUCCUGUUAGACAUGAUAGGAGAGCCAGAUGUCCCGGUACCAGAUGGCCAGGGAUGUUCCUACUGCGGUGGUUUGGGUCAUAGGAUCACAGAGUGUCCGAAACUGGAGGCGGUACAGAACAAGCAAGCUUCGAAUAUUGGCAGAAGGGAUUAUCUGGCAAACACAGCUGCAGAUUAUUGAGAUAUAUAUCAUAAUUACACAACUUUAUUAAGACUUACUGUAUUUCUUAAAUUAACUGCGUUGAGGAGCUAUUUUACGCUCCCGGAUGAAAUAGGUAUGUCCCUAUCUUCUUUCUCAGGCUCUAGACUCUAGCGGCCUUACUACAAAACAUAAAUAACUGUUGAACACUUGUCUAAAAAAAUGUGGCUCCAAGCUGAAAAAUUACACAAACAUUUUUAUUUCAACGUCGUAAUCUGUCAUUUUUAGACAAGUGUUCAACAGACGUUUAAAAGUAUUUCUGGUAUGACGGUAGAAGUCUAGCUAGACUCUCUGUAUAAAAAUGUUGUUUAAAUUAGAUAGUUGUUUUUGGUUUAUCGUGAACAUUAGUGCUAAACCAAUUUGGAUGAAAUAAAUGGUAAACAAAUUCUAGUGCAAGUUUUGAUGUA